Torulaspora delbrueckii is the source of this 1218-nucleotide messenger RNA. RefSeq names its product Vcx1p (gene VCX1). Lineage: Eukaryota; Fungi; Ascomycota; Saccharomycetes; Saccharomycetales; Saccharomycetaceae. Bases 1 to 1218 code for a protein of 405 amino acids. Gene Ontology annotation, molecular function: calcium:proton antiporter activity. The record is from RefSeq and is a predicted model, not a curated record. Gene Ontology annotation, biological process: intracellular calcium ion homeostasis; calcium ion transmembrane transport. Gene Ontology annotation, cellular component: fungal-type vacuole membrane. The transcript has a single exon.
AUGGACGCUUCCCAACCUUUAUUGUCAACUAAUGUUAGUCGCCACAGUCGUUUACAAAAACUAUCAGUUUAUGAGUCCGUUAAGCUGGACUGUGAGAGUAUGUUGCUCUCCUCACCGGUGAACGUUUUGCUUGUCUUUGUUCCAUUGGGGUUAAUCUGGGGUUAUGCAGGCUGGUCCCACACCUGGGUUUUUACCUUUAAUUUCCUCGCUAUCGUUCCUUUGGCUGCUAUCUUAGCCAAUGCUACGGAAGAAUUGGCAGACAAGGCAGGUAGCACUAUAGGUGGGUUACUAAAUGCUACUUUUGGUAAUGCAGUUGAACUUAUCGUCUCUGUGAUUGCCCUAAGAGAAGGUCAGGUUAGGAUUGUUCAGGCUUCUAUGCUUGGUAGUUUGUUAUCCAACUUACUAUUGGUACUCGGUUUCUGUUUCGUCUUUGGCGGUUACAACAGAGUGCAACAAACGUUCAACCAAACUGCUGCUCAGACUAUGUCUUCGUUGUUGGCCAUUUCAUGUGCUUCUCUAUUAAUCCCAGCUGCUUUCAGAGCCACAAUCCCCCACAGCAAGAAAGAUAUUAUCGUUGAUGAUAAGAUUCUGGCACUCUCCAGAGGUACUGCUAUCAUCUUAUUGAUUGUCUACGUUUUAUUUCUGAUUUUUCAGUUGGGUAGUCACCAUUCUUUGUUUGAACAACAGGAGCAAGAAACUGACGAAGUAAUCAGCCAGAUAUCGCAAAAGCCGAAGCACUCUCUAAGUAUCAAAUCUGCCCUAACUUUCCUACUCAUCUCCACAGUUAUUGUUUCCAUCUGUGCAGACUUCCUAGUCGGAACCAUCGAUAAUAUUGUCGAAUCUACAGGGUUGUCUAAGACUUUUAUUGGUCUAAUCAUUAUUCCAAUCGUUGGAAACGCUGCAGAACAUGUUACCUCUGUCAUGGUCGCCAUGAAGAACAAGAUGGAUCUAGCAUUAGGUGUGGCUAUUGGCUCGUCUCUACAAAUUGCCCUAUUUGUUACACCUUUCAUGGUCCUAGUUGGUUGGGCUAUCGGGGUUCCAAUGUCUUUGAACUUUUCUACUUUCGAAACCGCUACCUUAUUCAUCUCCAUCUUCCUAUCCAACUACUUGAUCCUAGACGGGGAAUCCAAUUGGCUAGAAGGCUGCAUGUCAAUAGCCAUGUACCUAUUGAUCGCUAUCGCUUUCUACUACUACCCCGACGAACAAGCUCUGGUGUAG